AUGAGUGAUGAACACAGCAGGAAGAUGGCGGUCCAGGUCGUGGCCGCCGUAUUCUUACCCAUCGCUACCAUAAGUGUGAUGCUGCGCAUUUAUGUGCGUGGAUGGAUCGUCAAGGCGUUUGGAUGGGACGAUGGCGCCAUGGUGGUAGCAUUGCUAUUUUAUGUCAUGUUCUGCGCCUGCAUGAUCGGAGGUACCCUGUACGGCACAGGAUACAAGUUUGCGAGUCUUGAUCCCGCCAACGCCGCCAUUGCCAUGAAAUACUGGUGGCUCUGCGAAAUCGCCUAUUGCUUCUCUUCCAUCGGAUGCAAGAUCUCCGUCUGCAUUUUCUUGAUGCGUAUCACCAUUCGACGCCUUCAUAUCUGGGCCCUAUACAUCGUCAUGGCUUUGACCGUCCUGGCGGGGUUGGUCUUCAUGUUCUUGAUGCUGCUACAGUGUCACCCAUUGGAAUUCUUCUGGACGCGGGCGGCAGAUCCAGACGCGGGUUGGUGCAUCGAUAUUGGCAUCAUCAUUAGCAUGACCUAUGUCUACAGUGCGUUUGCCGCAUUGUGCGAUUUCACCGUGGGCAUCCUGCCCAUCUUCCUCGUGCACAAGUUGCACAUGAAGCGCCAGACCAAGAUUGCUGUAAUGGGCAUUCUGAGCAUGGCCUGCAUUGCUUCAUCAGCGGUCAUCGUUCGUAUUCCCUUCGUCAAAACCUUCGCCGAGGCUGAUUUCCUUUACGCCACUAUUCAAAUCGCUAUUUGGUCCAACAUCGAAGCCGGCCUGGGCAUCACCGCCGGUAGUCUCGCAACCCUCCGACCUCUUCUCCGCGUCAUCAUGGGCUCUCGCACCGACCCCGACUACUCGAGUGGGUUUCCGGGCGGAAGAUCACGGUCUGCCUCGCGCCAGCUGGCCGGGCACGAGCGGUCCUUUCCUCUCGGCUCUAUAGACGAUUCCCACCAAUCUCGACUGAGACCGGACAAGCUUGCCGUUACGGUGACGACAAUCAAAAGCCAGCGGGAUGGUGAUACAUACGCCGAGUCUUCAAGUCCGAGUAGUAGUGAGGAAAGAUUGACGUUUGACCGAUAUAUGCCCAAUAGGCAGGGUGAAAUGGGUCUCGGGAUUCACAGAACGACCGAAGUCACACAAACUACAACGGAUACAGACAAUGAGCCCAAGACCGAGCGAGAGCAUGUAUGA
Messenger RNA from Penicillium olsonii, 1176 nucleotides. The record is from the annotation of a GenBank genome assembly. Lineage: Eukaryota; Fungi; Ascomycota; Eurotiomycetes; Eurotiales; Aspergillaceae.